UUGGCCCUGUUGUAGGCGGGCUUUGAGGACUCUCCACUGCAGGAGCCUGGCUGGUCGUAGUAAGGCAGCCACUGGAAACUAUGGGUGAAGCUGAAGCAGUCCCAGCCGACGAAAAGCAAGGGGAUUCCGGGAGCUGUGCCGCUGAUGAGUCGGUGGUGUGGAGUCAGGAGGUGGAAGUGUGUCUUUUUCACGCCAUGCUGGGUCAUAAACCUGUCGGGGUCAACCGUCACUUCCAUAUGAUUUGCAUUCGUGAUAAAUUUAGUCAAAACAUUGGGAGGCAGGUGUCUUCAAAAGUCAUCUGGGAUCACCUGGGGACAAUGUACGACAUGCAGGCACUGCACGAGUCUGAAAUACUGCCCUUUCCCAACUCAGAAAAGACCUUUGUGCUACCUGAGGACAUAAUACAGGAUGUUAAAGAAGGGAAGGUAGGCUCAGAGGACGACUUGAAAGAAGAGUUCAAAGAAGAGAGGGACCUUUCCGCCACACAUGAAGAAGGCAGCAAUUCUUCAGUAAAGACGGAGCGCUCGGGCAGCGGGCGAGAGAAAGAGAGAGAGCGCGACAGGGAGAGGGGGGCCUCGGGUGAGUCGGGUGGAGGAUCGAAGGAGGCCACGGGCGAGAAGAGGAAAAGGAACCGCGCCACGGACAAGACGCUCGGCUCUGGCAACCCGUCCAGCCCCGGGGGAGCCAAGCGCCGCAGGACGUAGAGACGGCCGGCGGCGGGCGACCUACAGACCAGAGGCACAUGGAGAGGCUGGCUGGUUGAGACUGAGAGAAAUGGCAUGCACUAGCCUAAUCUGCAGUUCAGAUGAGGUUGAGGCGCGAAGAUCUGAGAUCGUUAGAUGUUCCAGCAUUUGAGGUUAUUGCAGAAGCUCACAGUGAUGAGAGGAAGCUGUUGUGCUUCAUGCAUACAGAGCAUUUCGCAGAAGAAAGGCAGAACUCUAGAAAAAAGUAUCAGGAAUUGAAGAGCAGUGGAAACCUGUAGACUUGCAUCCAUGUCAUUGCUCAUUUGGAAGGUUAGAAGCAGAUGAAGUCGUGUUCUUUGUUAAUGUUUUUUUCCAUCUUAAACAGAAUUUUUGUGUCUUAAUUUUUUAUGUUUUCCAGGUAAUCUCAUUGUGAAUUUCCACACCUGAAAAUGUGUCUUUUUGAUUGAAUUGCUGCAACAGGAAGAUAUGAGUUGCGUUCCAAAGCCUAGACUGCAGUCAGCAUCAUAGCAGCCUGUUCCAAAGUGAAGGACCCUUCAUAUACAACCUAGAAAUGCAGCCUACGUUCUGAGUGAUUUCAAGGACGUAGAUGUAUCGUUCCAGGCCUUCGGUUACCCACAGCUCUCUGUGCACAAACAACGCGAAGGAGAACAAAAAACACCACGAAAACGAAGCCGUUGAAGCAGAGUUUGUUUUAAAAUGUAAGUUGUUCCCGUCCUUGAAUUCGUCUUCGUUACCCUAUAAAAUGUAAAACGACUGAUUAAUUAAAGCAUCUGUCCAUAUAUCGUAUAUCGUCCAUAUAUCAUUUUAUUUAGAAGUAUUUGUAUGUAUGUAGUUUAUCGUACUACAUAAGAACAUCUCAACAAAAAAGCAACAAACUCGAUGCAGCGGCUCCAUUUUCUCUCACCAGUUCCCUCCCGAGUUUGGCGCCGCUCUGGUGGCGUCACCACGCAUCCUCGUUAGGACUGAUCCAUUAGUUUGACCAAUAGGCUACUAAGGAGGAGUCUUCAUAGGACAGUCCUACCAAGGAACCGCACUACCUCAGCUGCAGCCUAGGCUCUGGAACGCAGCUGUGGAGUCGUAUUGCAUCAUUUGGCAGCUGUUGGAAAUAUGAAUAUGGUCUAUGUUGGUUAGUUAGAAUAUAUGGUAUCGUAGUGGUCAGUUAGUAAAGAGAUUUUUAAGUACAUAAAGACAUGGACUCAGUUUGGUUUUGAUGUUCUCAUGAGGCUCUGGAUUUGUACUGAAUGACUGCAUAGUACGAGGAACCCAGCCUUGCUUGUUCUGAAGGUACAUACACCCACAGUGCUUAUAUACUUCAGUCAUACACUAUAGCUGAAAUUUAUUUUUUUCAUAUGUGAUUGAAAAACACUGUUGAACACUGUUACAUGUGCCGGACUAUGCAUCACCAUCCCUUACAUUCUGUUUGUUGAGGAGAAAUGUGAUUUUUACAGCAUUGUUUUACUGUAUUUAUUAGUUCUAAAAGCCUUGUUUCUAAAAGGUGUAAACCUUUUAUUAAAUCAAGCUGUAUUUUAACGUCA
Messenger RNA from Colossoma macropomum (tambaqui), 2239 nucleotides. It is a transcript of the gene mrgbp, whose product is annotated as MRG/MORF4L binding protein. The transcript has 5 exons. Lineage: Eukaryota; Metazoa; Chordata; Actinopteri; Characiformes; Serrasalmidae. Gene Ontology annotation, biological process: regulation of transcription by RNA polymerase II. The record is from RefSeq and is a predicted model, not a curated record. Bases 81 to 704 code for a protein of 207 amino acids. Gene Ontology annotation, cellular component: NuA4 histone acetyltransferase complex; nucleus.